Messenger RNA from Micropterus dolomieu (smallmouth bass), 1029 nucleotides. RefSeq names its product fibronectin type III domain-containing protein 9. The record is from RefSeq and is a predicted model, not a curated record. The coding region runs from base 283 to 921 and encodes 212 amino acids. The transcript has 2 exons. Gene Ontology annotation, molecular function: protein binding. Lineage: Eukaryota; Metazoa; Chordata; Actinopteri; Centrarchiformes; Centrarchidae.
AAUCCAGUCCCCUCCUCAGGCUGAAAACCUACACAGCAGCACCUGGCGUCAGAGCUCUUGAUACAGUGGACUAGAUGGUAAAAUGACUGAAUAGAAGGACCACAGGACAGUCGAUCCGAAAACAAAAUCCUCAGGCACGACAGAUUGGUAUGUUCAACACAUGGCCGCAGUGUUUUCCUGUUAUGUUUUAUAUUGUUAGACUGUAAUAACUGAGGGAAUACUUCAAUAACACCAACUCGGCUCUAGAAACAGACACUAGGACUACAGAAACAACCUUGCACCAUGGGGAUCGCAGUCUACAACAUCUCAGCCACCGCGGCCCGAGUGAGCUGGCCGUCGCUGCCCAGCUGCCGGGACACCUUCUACAGCGUCAUGUAUGACCCAAACUGGAACAGCCUGCUGAUGGGCUACAAGCGCAAGAGUUUCAUGCACGAGGAACGCAUUCCCGUCAGUCAGACCACCACACACCUGGCCAACCUCAUACCCCAGACCGCCUACUUCUUGUGUGUGACGUGUCAGGCGGCCAAUCCGGUGCGGGACCAGUGCCAGGUAUUCAGCACUCUGAGUGACAGCAGCGAAGGUCACGACCGAGCUGGCUGGGAGCUCGCCAUGGGCGUCUGGCUGACCUGCUGCAUCUUGCUCCUGGUCAUCGCUGGCAUCCUAUUGUGGGGAUGUCUCCACACCAUCUGCUCUAUCCCCAGUCAGGCUGCAGAAAACUGCCAUGUGUUGACCAACUCAUCCCGCCAAGACCUGUCUGGGUCUGGACGCCUCUACACUCCCAGAAGAAGCAGUGAGGACAGCGCCAAACAUGCCAGCAUCAUGCAACCCCCCCUCCUCUCAGCGCAGACCAGUGGCCACAUAAUUACCCAGGACCAUGAACUGAGGGCGCUCGCUAAGCUAUCCGGCUCUGAGCCAGUAUGAAUCAACUGGAUUGAGGUCAUCACAGCAUUGUUCUGCCCGGACUGAAUUGUCACUGAGUAUUUUUAUCCGCUGAAAUCCUAUGGAGAAAAAACACCCGACUAAUUUGUG